AUGAGUUCUACUGAAGGUGGUAUUGUUUUCAAGGGUGACUUUCAGCACAUUCUGCGUAUCCUGAACACUAACGUGGACGGUACACGGAAGAUCUGGGUGGCGUUGACGGCUAUCAAAGGCGUGGGCCGUCGGUUCUCGACAUUAGUGUGCAAGAAGGCAGGUAUCGAUGUGAACCGUCGUGCAGGAGAGAUGACUCUGGACGAGGUAGAGAAGCUGACCGCGAUUAUGCAGAACCCCGAGCAGUUCCAGAUCCCCGUUUGGUUCUUUAACCGUAAGCGCGACAUCCGGGACGGCGUUAACCGCCACCUUGUUUCCAACGCCGUCGACUCCGCACUCCGUGAAGACCUUGAACGCAUGAAGAAAAUGCGCUCCAACAGAGGUCUGCGUCACUUCUGGGGCUUCCGCGUCCGCGGUCAGCAUACCAAAACCACCGGCAGGUACGGCCUCCAGGCACAUCUCGCCAAACUCAAGAAGUAG
This is a messenger RNA of Gregarina niphandrodes, 477 nucleotides long. Its product is annotated as 40S ribosomal protein S18. NCBI's taxonomy places the organism in Eukaryota, Apicomplexa, Conoidasida, Eugregarinorida, Gregarinidae. The record is from RefSeq and is a predicted model, not a curated record. Gene Ontology annotation, biological process: translation. Gene Ontology annotation, molecular function: structural constituent of ribosome; RNA binding. The transcript has a single exon. Gene Ontology annotation, cellular component: small ribosomal subunit; cytosol; ribosome. The coding region runs from base 1 to 477 and encodes 158 amino acids.